CGUCACGUCCGACAAUUUCUUCUACAGGAGCACUGGCGCUAUGCCCAGCAGGCUUCGACCUCCAAUUGUUCAUUGUUCACGUUAAACAGCUCAAACCCAUGCCUUUCUCCAUCUACCACCUACCAAUCUUCUCUUGAUCAUUUCGAUCCUGGAUAUCCAUGUGCCACGCGCACCACCCUCUCUUAUCCACAGCCUCAUUCAUCUAUCUGUGGCAGCAUUGGAAGCAAUCUCGCGCCUAACAUUACGAGCGCCACCGAAAUAGACGAAUCGCGUUUAUUUUGGCCUCUUUCAGAAGCCUUCUAUACUCAAGCCCAGCCUACUGCCUCCGCCCUGGCGUCUCAUCGUCAUCAUGGCUAUUAUCCAAUAGAGUCGAAAGCCGCCUGUCAGUCUCGGGUUUUUCCUAUAUAUUAUUUUUAUUUAGCUGUAGCUUGA
Protopolystoma xenopodis is the source of this 432-nucleotide messenger RNA. Lineage: Eukaryota; Metazoa; Platyhelminthes; Monogenea; Polystomatidea; Polystomatidae. The record is from the annotation of a GenBank genome assembly.